UUACUUUCCAGGACUUCGCCGACCGGCGUCCUGUUUGCGUCUCUGCUUGUCUGGUGACCUUACUCAGGGCUUAGCAUCGCUCUUCCACCACUACCAAUCUUGCUGAAGGUGCUGCCAUGGCCACCACUACGCUUCCAUGGCACCCUAUUCGCCCAGUAAAGCUUCGUCGGUGCUCGGUGUCGGUUCGGCCCACGGUUUCGGUUCAAGCCUUCCGUCGGAGUGACUUCGAUAACUUUGCUCAGCGCAUGACUUCUGGUGAGGCAUGGAGGGACGCUUGGCGCAGUGCCAAUGAUGGCUUCGAGCAGCUACUUUUUGAAGCAAAGAAGACUGCUGAGCGGAUAGACCGCCGCUACGCGGUGUCGCGGCGGGUAAGUGAAGCUACGAGGUCCGCUGUUGAUCGGGCGCGUGAGAUUGAUCGUGAAUUUGAGAUUGGAAUGCGAUGGCGUGCUUUCACCAUGGAUUUCAGUAGAAACUGGCCGAGGUACAGGACGCAGCUCAACAACUUUCUGGAUAGUCCAAUUGGAAGGAGCUCUGCAACAGUUUUCUUCAUCUGGUUUGCAUUAUCUGGCUGGCUUUUCCGGUUCUUGGUGAUUGCGACUUGGGUUCUUCCAUUUGCUGGACCGCUUCUCAUUGGUACACUGGCUAACAACCUAACUAUCAAGGGCACUUGUCCAGCUUGCAAAAUGCAAUUUGCCGGCUACAAGAACCAAGUAAUUCGAUGUUCUAGCUGUGGCAACAUUGUGUGGCAACCCAAAGGGGAUUUCUUUUCAAAGGAUGGAAGAAGAAACUCCUCUUCUAAAUCAGAACCGGAUAUUAUUGACGUUGACUUUGAGGAGAAAUGAAGGAAGGGAUGCUUAAAUCCGCAUUUAUGAUUCUGGCUUUAUAGUGGAAACAUACAACAAGUAGAAUACAAUGCCUCUUUGUUUGUUUGUUUGUAGUAUUAUUCAGUUAUGCUAGAGUGAGUUUUGUUCUUUACACAAUGCUUCGAGUACUUAGAGGUUUUGUUCAGCCGUAUGGACUUGUAAAUCCUUUCUUAUUACUAUGAAUAGAUGAAGAGAGGAAGAGGGAGAACAGGAAAAAAAGACGAAGAAAAAAAUGCAAGUUAUAUGCCGUUGCGUUGGUGCAACCUUGUUUGUACAGAGAACAGAUCUGGGAAGAAUAAUGUAUCGCCCCUCAAAUGUUUUGUCAUUUUCAUUCUAAUUAAUUUCAACACAACAGGAAUGGUGUGGCUAGUAUCA
Neltuma alba is the source of this 1238-nucleotide messenger RNA. RefSeq lists its product as uncharacterized. Gene Ontology annotation, cellular component: chloroplast. The coding region runs from base 117 to 842 and encodes 241 amino acids. The record is from RefSeq and is a predicted model, not a curated record. The transcript is spliced from 4 exons. Lineage: Eukaryota; Viridiplantae; Streptophyta; Magnoliopsida; Fabales; Fabaceae.